UAGUAUUUUGUCCCUCUCCUGCUGCCGUACCAGAUAUUGUAUUACUCACUGAAUUCGAGGUUACUGGAACUUGUGUUUCGGGGAGCCGGCUGGCGUUGCGGGCACCAUGGAGUCACCUUUCAGCCCCGGACUCUGUCACAGACCAGAUGAAGAUUGGGAUUCUACACUCUUUGCUGAACUUGGUUAUUUCACAGACACAGAUGAACUGCAAUUGGAUGCAGCAAAUGAAACUUACGAAAGUCAUAUUGAUCAUCUUGAUUUUGAUUUGGAUUUGAUGCCUUGGGAGUCAGACAUUUGGAGCAUAAACAACCAGUUCUGUACAGUUAAAGAUAUUAAGGCAGAACCUCAGCCACUUUCUCCAGCUUCCUCAAGUUGUUCGGUCUUGUCUCCUCAGUCAGUGGACUCUUGUUCUUCAACUCAGCAUGUUCCUGAGGAGUUGGAUUUGUGUUCUAGCUCCCAGAUGUCUCCUCUUUCUUUGUAUGGUGAAAGCUGUAACAGUCCAUCCUCAGGAGAGCCACCAAAGGAAGACAAACCCAUUAUUGGUCCUAGAAACAAAACUGAAAAUGGAAUGACUCCAAAGAAAAAAAUUCUGAUGAGUUCAAAACCUUCAAUUCAGCCCAAGCCUUUAUUACUUCCAGCAGCACCAAAGGCUCAAACAAGCUCCAGCGUUGCAGCAAAAACCAUCCUUAUUCAGACUCUACCGACACUUAUGCCAUUGGCAAAGCAACACCCAGUUAUCAGUAUACAACCUGCACCCGCUAAAGGUCAGACCAUUUUGCUCUCUCAGCCUACUGUCGUACAACUUCAGGCUCCUGGAGUUCUGCCCUCUGCUCAGCCUGUCCUUGCCGUCCCUGGGGGAACCACACAGCUGCCUAAUCAUGUGGUAAAUGUGGUGCCAGCCCCUGUGGUGAGCAGCCCAGUGAAUGGAAAACUUUCUGUGACUAAACCUAUCCUACAAAGUACCACGAGAAGUGUGGGUUCAGAUAUUGCUGUGCUAAGAAGACAGCAGCGUAUGAUAAAAAAUCGAGAGUCUGCUUGUCAGUCACGCAAAAAGAAGAAAGAAUAUAUGCUAGGGCUGGAGGCGAGGUUAAAGGCUGCUCUUUCAGAGAAUGAGCAGCUGAAGAAAGAGAACGGAUCACUGAAGCGUCAGCUAGAUGAAGUUGUGUCGGAGAACCAGAGGCUUAAAGUUCCCAGUCCGAAGCGAAGAGCGAUCUGUGUGAUGAUAGUCUUGGCAUUUGUAAUCCUGAACUAUGGACCCAUGAACAUACUGGAACAGGACCCCAGAAGAACGAACCCUAAUGUGAACACUGCAAAUCAAAGGAGGCAUCUUUUAGGAUUUUCUGCUAAAGAAGAACAAGGAACAUCAGAUGAUAUCAUCCAGAAAAAUAGCUACAGGUAUGAUCAUUCUGUUUCAAAUGACAAAGCCCUAAUGGUACUAACUGAAGAACCACUACUUUAUAUUCCUCCACCUCCUUGUCAACCCCUGAUUAAUACAACCGAGUCUCUCAGGUUAAAUCAUGAACUGCGAGGUUGGGUUCACAGACAUGAAGUAGAAAGGACCAAGUCAAGAAGGAUGACAAAUAAUCAACAGAAGACCCGUAUCCUUCAGGGUGCUCUGGAACAGAGCUCAAAUUCUCAGCUGAUGGCUGUUCAAUACACAGAAACCACUAGUAUCAGUAGCAACUCAGGGAAUGAGUUACAAGUAUAUUAUGCUCCAGCCGGAAGUUAUCAAGACUUCUUUGAAGCUAUUCGCAGGAGGGGAGACACAUUUUAUGUUGUGUCAUUUCGAAGGGAUCACCUGCUAUUACCAGCUACUACCCAUAACAAGACUUCAAGACCAAAAAUGUCAAUUGUAUUACCAGCAAUUAACAUAAAUGAAAACGUGAUCAAUGGGCAGGAUUAUGAAGUGAUGAUGCAGAUUGACUGCCAGGUGAUGGACACCCGGAUCCUCCACAUCAAAAGCUCCUCAGUUCCUCCUUACCUCCGAGAUCAGCAGAGGAAUCAAACCAACACCUUCUUUGGUUCCCCUCCAGCAGCCACAGAGGCAGCCCACGUUGUCAGCACCAUCCCCAAGUCGUUACAGUGAGGUGGGAAAAUAGAGUGGGACCUGGUGGACUGAAGAGUGGGGAAGAAGAACUCUGCUUUCUGUGUCCAUGGCAGCAGGCAGAGAGCUGCCUCCUACUCCAGUUCCGGGAGGAGAGAAGGAAGAAGGAGCUGGUAUUUCAAACUGCCAGAAUUUAGAUGUGAGAGAAUAUUUCUCCAGUGGCAAAUGUAGCCUUCAUCCUCCAGUGUUACCUGGUACAGAUUUUCCCCCCACACCUUUCUAAACUGCUUUUCAUUCUGUAUUUGUGUUUACUCUUGCUUUCAAAUAAGAACUACUUCCCCUUUCUACCAUUUCACUUGUUGAUAAAUAGUUUUUAUUUAAAGCAGUACCCCUCCAAAACACAGAUGGCUUCCACUGAUUGAUUUUCCCAUUUCUUUACUGCAAACCUAUUCUGGAUUUUGUGCUUGAGAAAAUAAAUUUGAAAACCAGAACAGCCAAAAGCAUCCCACACAGAUUCAAAACUAUUUGGAGCUUUGGAUAAAAAGGAAUAUCCCCAGGUGGUAAAGUUUGCUUUUACUUGGGAUUUGUGGUUCAUAUGUAAACAAAUAACUGUGUUUGGUAUCUGAGGUUGGGCCACAAAUUUGAGAGAACAGAAGGGAAGAGGAAGUUCAGUGGUGGACCUUGAAAAAGGGGGUAGCUCCACUAAUACGUGUGUUCAAACAUUGGAAGUUUGAUGCUAUUGCAGUUUCAGAUGAAAGCCAUAGCUACUGUUUAUUGUCAGGAUUCCAGGCUGCUGAGUGGUGCAUGCAAACUGAUUUCAUCUCUUGACUUAUCUGGUACAGAUACUCAAAGACCACAGGGCAAAUCCCUCAUUUUCAGUGUGAAUCCUCCGUGGUACCAAAUUCAAAUAAGGAACGUGAAGGUGACUGGAGAUUUAAAUCAGGCCAGAGCUUUUUCUCUUCAACUAAUAGGUACUUUCUCCUUAAGAUGAUGCAGUCAGGCAGGCUCCUACUGAGUGUGUCUUACAACAUGGCAGUCAUUUUCAGUUCCUCCCAUGAUAGACAAUAAAAGAAUAAACUUUUGUUGUCAAAGAAGAGCUUACAUUUUACUGAACUUUGCCUACUUUCUUUGGCAUGGCAGACAGUUAAAUUAUGCCUCAGUAGAUGACUUCACAAAUACAGAUCUCAGGCAGCAAUGUCCUCUCCAGUGGUCUACCUUCAGUUUCUAAGGUGAGCCCUUCUGCUCUCCAUUGUGAAACUUUUCAGUCUCUUGAUAGAACUCAUUCCGCAAAUGCUGUUUUUCACCCCAAUUAACUUGGCUCUGUCAGAUUUCUUACCUCUCCAUUCUAUAUUGUAUCAGUUAAUUCUUCUUCCUCUUCCUUCUUUCAAGAAAAGGAAAGAAAAGUCAACCCCUAAAGGACUACAUACAUUCAGUUCAUUUUCUGGCUGUGAACCAAUCAAGCCUGGCUUCUAAAUAAUUGUAAACCACCACCACCAUUUCUAAUUUUAUGGACAUCGAUGCCUCUCAAGCUAGUUACUUUCCCAGGAAAUCAGUUUAACUUGGAGGUGGAGGGCUGUUGCUUUAUUACCUGGUCACCUGGAGUUUGAGCUAACCUUUCUUUUUUCCCGCACCACAGACUGUUAAGUCAGUGCAGCAGUGAUCUGAUCAUUUUCAGACAAGAACUGUUUUCCCUGGCAUUUGUUCUUUUAAUGGCUGCCAAAGAGUAGACAACAAAUGCCUAAAAGCCUCUUAGGUUACUGGCAGUCUUCGAGUGGGAUGUCCUAUGGUCCUGCUCCUUCUCAUCCUGUAAUAUGAAUUAGCCAACAAACGGCUAUGACUGUGGCUAGCCGGCAGUGACACCAUGGCCAUUCCCAAGCUUCUAAUCUGCUGGAACUGCCACAUGUUAUGGUAGUUACAAACACAGGAUGUCUGGAGUGGCUGUAAGUGGAGCCUUUCCUCUCUUUUGCACUGAAUCACACAAGAAGCAGCCACUACAGGGCUUCUUGUCUUUAGCAUUUUGCUUUCCCUUCUUUCUUCUAUUCUUAGCUUUUUCUGUGCUUGUUCUUCCAACUGUCAGACAGAAGCCUUCUGUAAUGUCACAUUCACCAGCAUUACCGCCUCUGUGAUGGGUGAGCGCGUGGGUGGUGGGUGGCAGGCACAGACAGAUGUCUGGGUGGCCACACUCCAGUCAUGGAGCUGAGGAAGCGACGGAUGCUUGGAAGCCGCUGGGUGCUCUGCCUUUCUCACUCAGUGACCCCCCAGCUCCUUACCAUUGUUCUUGAUCUGAUCCUUUUCUGGAUGGAGGAGGAAAACAAGAGAGCCACCUCAGGGUAGAAUUUCAGGAAACAUGGCAGCUGACAAAUUACAAAGAAUUCUGUUGGCUAAAUUUCGGGCACAGUUGUUAUUAAUGCCCAGGCACAAUGGUAGUUGUUAUUUUAGUGUUUGUGUGUCAACCCAAAGCCCUUUAGGAGAUAGAGAACUACUAGAGGGGUUAAUAAAUGAGACAAGCGUUUGAGUUUCAGUUUUUGGUGGGAUUGCCUUUGGGGAGAUAUAUCUUUUUUAAUUUAUUAAGUUUUAAAGUGAGAUUUUUGCAGAUGUGUCAGAAAACUAGGCUCAUGGAGGAAGGCAGUCCACCUGGUAUCAGAUGAUUUUUGUUCUUUGGCCAACACUACUGUACUUGGAAAGAGGUGGUGGAGACUGACCCGAGCGGUCACUCCACCUGUUUGCAAGUCCCAAAUUGUUAGGCCUCAUGUAAGUAAGGGGAUGUUUUCUCCUGCGGACUGAGUCAGGUGUCAGGAGCGGCCCUGUGGGAUUAACUCCUGUACCAGUAGCUCAGGGACACAGCCCUGUUAGGACACCAGUGUUCUCAAUUCAGGAGUUAACAGGAAAGGAUCACUCUUGAGCAAAACACAUUGUUUGCAGGGCUUGUAGUGUAGCAACUUUACAUUAGAUUAUUGGGUGGAAUUUACUUUUUCAGAAAUAAAAAGACUUCCAUGGUUAUAAAAGCUCAGAGCAGCUUCUAAUUUUUUUUUACAUGACUAAAAUUUCCAGGACAAAGCUCUUUGUCUUUUCUUGUUAGCAACAAAUAGAAAUUGGAGGUAUUUGAAAGCAGCAGUGUUACAUGAGUCAUUCUUAAAUGUUCCCAAUAAAUAUUACUUAGAAACAGACAAGGAAAUUGGGACUCAAACUGAUUUUCCUAUCAUGUUUAAAGAAACACUCCCCUGACUAAAUCUUUUCGGGCUGACUGCCACUGGGCACAUAUUCCUCAGUAGUCACCGCAGCCCAGCAAGACACCAUCAGACACUGCCGCUGAGGCUUCUAGAGAGCUCUAAAGUUCUGCACGACUUUCAGACUCCUACUGGAUUCUUGCCAUUGUACUAAGUUCAGAUUGUGACACUUGACAGAAAUGCACUACAGGGAAAGACUUGUGUUAGAGAAUCAAAUACUGUUGUGUCAGAAACUUUAAGAGCAACUUCCACUUUCAAUGACCUAUUAAAAAUAACCACUUUUACUUUCAUAACCUGAAGUGCCAGAGUCUGAUCCAGUGCCCGAUCCAGUGCCCCCUGUCAGCCCAACCUCAUGGGAAGUUGUCACUCUCGAAGCCUCCUUCCACUGCGUACUGAUGGGCUGACUCAGCCCGCGUCAGCAGACCCGUGUUAACUGCACAUUGCUGUCUGUGUCAAAUAAGACUGCUUAUGCCAGACUUGGUAAAAGCUCAUUACCCCCUCUGGAGUCCGUAUUCCCUACCAAAACCUUGUUUUCAUCAGUCCCAAGCCAUUUUAAUUUAUAUAAAUCAGAAUCCUUGCUGCUAAGUUGUAACUUUUACCAUACAAUAAGAAAGUUUAAAGAAAAUGAAAUAUAAGAAUUUUUCAUUCCUACCCUCACAAUAUUUGCAAGGGAAAACUCCUGUUUUCUCCUUACCUGCAGGGAUUGUGGCCAAUAUUUAAGGAAACAGAAACUGGACCAAAAAGUUAUUACCAGAGUCCAGCAAAAACUAUGCACAAAGAAGAAAUGUAAUUUCCUCCUAUCUGAAAAUUCAAGAGAAUGUUCUGCUAACUUAUAUUUUUAAUGACUAAUCUUAAAGUUUAUUUUGGAUAGGACUAGAACUUUCCACAGUUUAUUCUAAUAUCUGUGUUAUCUGUCAUGUGCAAUCAUUUUUAUUGGAAAAGUGAUAAAUGUGUAUGUUUAGACAAUUUGAUCUUAUGUGCGAAGCAUGUCAUGGCUAGCCAGUGUAUAUAGUAGACAUAAUUCUGAGCUAACUCUAAGUGUUGGGGAUUUAGCACAUCAAAAGAAUUCUAUUCACCUUGAGAACUAAGAAUAAAUACAAUUUAUUACUUGUUGAGGCUUAUAAGCACCACACUGUUCUGGUAUUUGUCCCCAAAGAAGUUGGUAACCAUUAGUUUAAUAAAUUGGGAGGCUGGGCAUAUUCCCUGGUGUGCUAAUCCCAGAAUGAGAUUAGCAGAUUGGCUUUCACAGCAAAUGUUUACUGACUGAAAUAUUCGCAUUCAUAUUAAGCCCUAAUUUCUGGGGCAGUCAGUAGGACGGAGGAGAUGAAUGGGAAAUAGUGCUUUUGAUGAAAGCUGUGAAGGGCUAAUAGUCUUAGAGAUACCAGUUCUUUUUCCCAUCGUAUUGGCAAGUAUGGUUGGACUAACACCAGCAGUGCUGUACCCAUGUAGUUGUGGAAACCUGAAAAGAUUGCCAGAGAUGCCAUUUCACCAGGGCUUUCUUCCUUGGGCUGUGUCCAUAGUAAUUUAAUAAUAUGCUGAGGAUGAAGAGGAAAGAGGUAUCAGUCUGUCCUUUAAUAAUUAUGUCAGUUUACAAUACAUAAAUAAUGACAAUAUUGCGUAUUUUCAAGCAACUCUUUAUAAUGCAAUAUCUGUUCUUUCUCUAAAAUUUAAAUAAAGACUUUUUAAACUUG
Cavia porcellus (domestic guinea pig) is the source of this 6962-nucleotide messenger RNA. RefSeq names its product activating transcription factor 6 (gene Atf6). Bases 107 to 2086 code for a protein of 659 amino acids. The transcript has 16 exons. Gene Ontology annotation, cellular component: nucleus. Gene Ontology annotation, biological process: regulation of transcription by RNA polymerase II; endoplasmic reticulum unfolded protein response. The record is from RefSeq and is a predicted model, not a curated record. Lineage: Eukaryota; Metazoa; Chordata; Mammalia; Rodentia; Caviidae. Gene Ontology annotation, molecular function: RNA polymerase II cis-regulatory region sequence-specific DNA binding; DNA-binding transcription factor activity, RNA polymerase II-specific.